Elaeis guineensis (African oil palm) is the source of this 1428-nucleotide messenger RNA. Lineage: Eukaryota; Viridiplantae; Streptophyta; Magnoliopsida; Arecales; Arecaceae. The record is from RefSeq and is a predicted model, not a curated record.
UCCUCCCUUCCCUCCAACGCCCCUGCUCUGAGCGCGGAGGAUAGAGCGGGUCUUGUCAACGCUCUCAAGAACAAGCUUCAGAGCCUGGCGGGGCAGCAUGCGGAUGUGCUGGAGACCCUGACCCCCAAGGUCCGGAAGCGCGUCGAGGUCCUGAGGGAGCUCCAGAGUCAACAUGAUGAGCUAGAGGCAAAAUUCUUCGAGGAAAGAGCAGCACUUGAAGCCAAAUAUCAGAAGCUUUAUGAACCAUUAUACAAUAAGCGUUAUGAGAUUGUGAAUGGUGCGGUUGAAGGUGUUACUAAUGAAGCUGCAGAAGAAAACCCUGCAGAGGAUAAAGCCAAUGGAGAAAAAGGUGUGCCUGAUUUCUGGCUCACUGCAAUGAAAACUAAUGAAGUGCUGGCUGAGGAGAUCACAGAGCGUGAUGAAGGAGCAUUGAAAUUCCUCAAAGAUAUCAAAUGGUGCAGAAUUGAUAAUCCAAAGGGUUUUAAGCUUGAAUUUUUCUUUGAUACCAAUCCUUAUUUUAAGAACUCUGUCCUGACAAAAACCUACCACAUGAUUGAUGAGGAUGAUCCAGUUCUAGAGAAAGCAAUAGGGACUGAAAUUGAAUGGUAUCCUGGAAAGUGCCUGACUCAGAAGGUUUUGAAAAAGAAACCGAGGAAGGGAUCAAAGAACACCAAACCCAUGACUAAAACAGAAAAUUGCGAUAGCUUUUUUAACUUCUUUACUCCACCUCAAAUCCCUGAUGAUGAUGAUGAUGAAAUUGAUGAAGAUACUGCUGAACAGCUACAGAAUCAAAUGGAGCAGGAUUAUGAUAUUGGAUCCACUAUAAGAGACAAGAUUAUUCCUCAUGCUGUUUCAUGGUUUACUGGAGAGGCUGUUCAGGUGGAUGAUUUUGAAAGCGUAGAGGAUGAUGAUGAUGAUGAUGAUGAUGAAGAUGAGGAUGAUGAGGAUGAAGAUGAAGAUGAGGAUGAUGAGGAUGAAGAUGAAGAUGAAGGCAGGGUCAGAAAAAAGUCAACAACUGGAAAGAAGAAGACUGGAAUUCUUUCUGGGGAAGGUCAGCAGGUGGAACGUCCAGCUGAGUGCAAGCAGCAGUAAUAUGUUUCAAAAAUAGAGAUGGUGUCAUGCGAGACCUCCUUGAGUGUAGUGUUUGAUUGUCUGUUUGAGAUGAUGAUCAAGCAGAACUCUUCUGUUCUGAUUCCCUACUGUGAUUUUAUUGGAAAUCUAGAGGAAUUGGAAUGGGGCUUGGAAAUCCUAGUGUCCUUGUCAUAUAUCAUGUCAUCGAUUUUUUUUCCGUUAUUCCAUUUUUUUCUGGGUUCUGUGGAUGGGUCUCUGUGAAAGUCUGUCAGACAACAUGUUGAAUACCCCUUCUGCUUGGGUAAGGUAAGGGUCGCACCAUGUUCCGCGCCUGUAUGAUGCAUUUUAUUCUCAUAA